Molecule: messenger RNA, 7034 nt
Organism: Chara braunii
Lineage: Eukaryota; Viridiplantae; Streptophyta; Charophyceae; Charales; Characeae
Source: the annotation of a GenBank genome assembly
CCGCGUGGCAGUCUCCCUGGGGCCCGUUUCUCGUGGAGCUGUCCUCGUUGACACGCAGGAUGGACUCCUUCCACCGUGUACGGGAUGCUGUCACAUUGUUCGAUCGUGUAUCGUUAUCGUCCUUGUCACCUUCAUUCUACCCAUCCUCGUCAGCCUCCCCCUCCGCCUCCUCCUCCUCCUCCUCAUCAUCAUCAUCAUCAUCACCGACCUUAUCUGCCCGCCGGUUAAGCGGAUAUGGAGUUUCGGUGUUAAGCUCGGCGCGUUGCGGUCCCCUGGCAAUGGCGGCAAUGGCGGUCAGUGUAUUGAUUUUCGCUGUGACGAUGAUGACUGUCGUCAUCGCAGAUGGCAGCCCAGGUGUAACCUACCUUCCGAAGGGUGUGCAAGUCUCGCUGCGCGCCAAGUGGUCGGGAACCUCCCUCCUCCUCGAAGCCGGAGAGUUCGUCGGAGCGACGAGGGAGGAUCUGUUCUGGCCGUUCGUGGAGGAAUGGAUACACGGCCAACCUCCUCCUCAGUCGAUAGGAGCGACGGGUGAGUCCUUGCCGGCGGAUGAGAGAUGCGCGGCGGCGAUGGGCGGCAGUGUGCGACGCCUUCUAGGUCCCGCGUUCGAGCCCAUUUUCCUUCUGUCGCUUUCUUUCCGCGAAUACUCUCCCAAGCUGGUCGUGUAUCGACAGCUGGCGUGGCAGUCUCUCCGUCGCUUUGGCUUCACUUCUUCCUCCCCCUCUGAUGAUGAUGCUACCGCGGCUGAGGACGGGGGGAGGAGCGGACGACACGUGGCCCGCCCGGGGCCUGCCAACUCAGCAGCGGCGAAGGAUCGUCAUCGACUCGACAGUAGCGAUCCCUUCCCCACUAACGGGAGUUGCUGUUGGGUCGAUGUUGGCGGGCAAAAGCCGCUCCUCGAUCCCGCGGAGCUGGACACGUGGAUCGAGCGCGCCAAGCUCGGUGCCACGGUGGCGGACGAGGCUGAGCAUCUUGUAGAGGUCCACAGCUUUGAUCAUGUCAUCUCUGACGGCAGCAGUGUUGCUGCUGUUGCAGUCCUCUAUGGGGCCAUGGGGACAGCGUGUUUUGAGAAAAUGCACGCUGCGCUCUCCGCAGCAGCCAGGGAGGGCUAUUUUAAGUAUGUUUAUCGGCCGGUUCUGCCGCAUGGCUGUGGUGGAGAUGGCGGGAAUUGCCUCUUGAUGGGGGCGGGGGCCGAUGUCACUCUUGGCGGGUACGGCGUUGAGCUGGCAUUAAAGAACAUGGAGUAUAGCGCGAUCGACGACAGCAGCGUGAAGAAAGAUGUGGCGACGGAGAGCGGGAAGCCGACAGAGGAUCUGGAUCGCGCAGUGAAUGGAUUCAUCUUCUCGAAGCUGCUGGCCAGACGACCAGAGAAAGCAGCCGAGCUCCUGACGUUCCGCGACCAUCUGAUGUCGGCAGCAGACAUUGAUGACAAGAUCAACGUGUGGGAUCUGAAGGAUAUAGGGUUGCUAGCCUCGCAGAGGAUCGCUCAGGCCUCUGAUCCCCUGCGGCUUCUGCAAGAAAUCAAUCACAAUUUCCCCAGCGUCGUGUCUUCCUUGUCGAGAAUGAAGCUGAAUAAGACGGUCUCGGACGAGAUCCUGAGUAAUCAGAGAAUGCUGAUGGCGGGAAAGAACUUGCUGGCAAUCAAUCAGGCAGUAAUCGAUCUGGAAAACCUGGAUCUGUUCACGUUGAUGGAGAUUGCGAGGAAGGAGAUAGCGCUCGGCUCCCAGCUCUCCAAGCUGAAGCUUCCGAGAGAGGUCAUGAAACAGAUGAUGAAUCUUCCCGAGCCAUCGCUCGACAUGGUGGUUCGCGUGGACGUUAGGUCGGACGAAUUCCUGCACUUCUUGAACGACCUGGAAACCGAUGCCAAGUACCGAAGAUGGGGUAAUAAUCUCUUUGAGCUCCUGAUGCCCAUGUUUCCAGGGCAGAUGCGAUACAUUCGCAAGAAUCUGUUCACCGCUGUGUACGUUAUUGAUCCCGGGUCACCGAAGUCGCUGCGUGCCGUCGACUCGAUCAUGCACUACUACAACAAUAACGUCCCGGUACGGUUCGGUAUAAUCAUCGCCACGGGGGAGGUGUUGUCCAUAGUCGAGGAGAAAGGAGGAGCAGGAGGAGAGGCGGUAGUGAAGAAGGCGCUGCAGGAGGAGAAUGGUACUGUGAGUCAGAGUGUGAGCUUGAUGACAGCCAGGGUGUUCUAUCAUGUUGUGAGGAAUUUCGGCGCGAAGGAAGGAUUCAGCUUUCUGGCAAAGCUGAAUGAGGUGAGGGGGGGAGAGGAAGGAGGAGACGCUCCGUCUGCGGGGGCGGACUCGGAAGAGGAGGACGAUGCGAUUUCUCAAGAACACCUGGAGGAGGCGCUUAGGGCAACUCUCAAACGGCUCUUGGCCAAAGAGAAGAAGGAGAAGGUGGCUGCAGAUGAACUGAUUGCAGAGCUGCGUGGCAAUCUCGACUACCUGGACGAUGUGAUCCUCAGCACUCUCUUCGCUCACAGGAAGGGUCUCGAUAACGCCGCCAUCCCGUGCCUGGUCAUGAAUGGCCUCGUUUUCCCUUCUAAUCAGGUGCUCAUUGCCAUGAACGAGGAGCUGGGUAGGAUCCAAGAGAAGGUGUAUUACGGCUUGAUCUCUCAGAAGACGAACGUGCUGGACAGGUUACUGCAAGAGCACGGCUUCGCUCGCUACAACCCAGUGGUCUUGUCAAGUGAUGGGACAAAACCCAAGUACGUGGAAUUGGCAUCUGCUGCUGUGGAGGAGAAGAGCAUCCUGAGGAAGCUCAGGUACCUCCAUCACCCAGGAGGCGAUGACGAAGUGAAAGCGAUCUCUCAUCUGGUGGUUGUGGAUAUCGAACGGAAGGAAGGCAAGCAGCUUGUCCUGCAGGCGCUUCGACACUUGGCCAGUGACGUGGAGGGCAAAUCACGCGUGGGAAUCUUGCACAAUCCGAGAAGGACGAGGGAUCGGACCUCUGCCCCUGGGGCUGAUGAUGAUCCUGAACGCCCUGCUGCAGCUGCUGCGGCUGCUGCUGCUUCUCUCUUACCACGUAUUCUCCUAGCUGCCACGAGCCUUCCUGGCCAGUCUGCCAAGCUGCUGCCUUUCUUGCAGACUCUGCUGGAAUCCUCAGCCGUGGCGGAGUUGAUGACAUCAACGAACAAGUUGCAGGCCGAAGCUUCUGUCAGGGAUACCCUCCUUGACUCUGUGGCAGCGAUGGCGAAGUCUGCUGGUCUGAGGCCUGACGGCCUUCUCAAGUCGUUGACAGAUCCCACAGCCAUUCGCGAUGCACUUCAGCGGAUCCAGGAGGAGCAGGAAUUCGUGAAGUCGUUGGGGAUUGAACCGGGUCUGGACGCUGUCGUCACCAACGGCAGAGUGCUGCUGCUGGGUCGGGACUGCAAGCAAUUGACUGCCGAAGACUUUGAACUGCUUGGGAAAGUCGAGUACUCCCAAAGGGUGUCUGAAGUGGAGACGCUCAUGGAGGAUCUCGAAUGGAGCGAUGCCGAUCCCGAUGACGUGACGAGCGAAUUCCUGAGUACUAUGAUCAUGGCAGCAUCGUCUGCUGUCUCAAGCCGGACCAAAACCUCGGAGACGGCCAAGUUCGAGUUCCUAUCUGAUCAGCACAGUGCAAUUGUUCAUCAGGACGACAACUCCUUGCUGACAGUCGAUGCCAUCCUUGACCCGAUCAGCACAACUGCCCAGGCCAUCACACCUCUGCUCAUACUCCUGCGCGACUGGUUGCAUCCCAGCUUCCGCAUUAUCCUGAAUCCACAGACCAACCUGGCUGAUCUCCCCUUGAAGAACUUCUACAGAUUCGCCCAACCUCUGAACAAGGAUCUGGUUAGCAGCCUUCAGGAUGGCGCGGCGGCACGAUUCAUCAACAUGCCAGCCUCGCGGACGCUUACGAUGAACCUGUAUGUGCCAGAGCCUUGGCUUGUGGAGCCUGUGGUCGCGCCUUACGACCUUGACAACCUGCAGCUGCAAAAGCUGGAUGCGGGCACCAUGCAUGUGGCGUUUGAGCUGGAGGCACUUAUGGUAACAGGGCAUUGCUUUGAAGAGGGUUCGCGAGACCCCCCCCGGGGACUGCAGCUUCUGCUGGGAACCAAGGAAAACCCGCACAUCGUGGACACAAUCGUGAUGGCGAACCUGGGGUACUUUCAGCUGAAGGCUGCUCCUGGAGUGUGGGCCUUGCGGCUUGCCCCCGGCCGGUCUGCCUUGCUCUACAGUACUGUGCAUGCAGAUGCUGACAACACGUUGAUCCCGGAAAAGGGAGAUGCCGGCGAAGAGGAGGUGGUGAGCGUACGUGUGGUGGUGAGUGAUCUGAAGGGCAAGGUGGUCAGAAUGAAAGUGAAGAAGAGGCCUGGCAAGGAGACUGAGAAGAUUUUGUGGGAGGAGGGAGAUUGGAAUAACGAGGACGAGGAGCAAGGAGCCACAAUCGCAAGACACGGUGCAGGAGGGUCUAAUAAGAGAGGCAGCUCGUGGUCUGAUUGGUUUCUGGGACUGGGUGGUAGGAAGAAAGAGGGUUCCAAUCUCUCCUCGUUGGAAGCAUCAUCUCCAGAAGGGCUGCCACCUUCGUCAAGGAGGACGGGUGAAAUGAUCCACAUCUUCUCAGUGGCUAGCGGACACCUGUAUGAGCGUUUUCUGAGGAUUAUGAUUUUGAGUGUCAUCAAGAAUACGAACCGGCCCGUGAAGUUCUGGUUUAUCAAGAAUUACCUGUCUCCAAGCUUCAAGGACCUGAUCCCGCACAUGUCGAGGGAGUACGACUUUGAGUACGAACUCGUGACAUAUAAAUGGCCCUCAUGGCUACACAAGCAAGUGGAGAAGCAGAGGAUCAUAUGGGCUUACAAGAUCCUAUUCCUGGAUGUACUGUUUCCACUCAGCUUGAAGAAGGUGAUCUUUGUCGAUGCGGAUCAGAUCGUGCGUACAGAUCUCGGCGAACUCUACGACAUGGAUUUGAAAGGCAAGCCCCUUGCGUAUACCCCUUUCUGUGACAACAACAAGGAAAUGGAUGGCUACCGCUUCUGGAAACAGGGGUUCUGGAAGGAUCAUCUGCGAGGCAGGCCUUAUCACAUCAGUGCACUUUACGUGGUUCAUCUCGCAAAGUUCCGACUAAUCGCGGCUGGAGACCAUCUCCGUGUGGUCUACGAGAGCCUCAGCAGGGAUCCCAACAGUCUGGCUAACCUGGACCAGGAUCUGCCAAACUAUGCCCAGCACAAGGUUCCGAUCUUCUCGCUGCCGAUGGAGUGGUUGUGGUGCGAAUCCUGGUGCGGAAACGCAACCAAGGCAAAGGCGAAGACAAUUGAUUUAUGUAACAACCCGAUGACCAAGGAGCCGAAGCUCGAAGGAGCGAAGAGAAUUGUGGCUGAAUGGCCAGCACUUGACGAAGAGCAGCGUAUAUUCACCGCGAAGAUCGAGCGCAUGUACAUGCAGCUGCAACCGGAUGCAGAGCUUCCCGAAGUCGAUAUGAAGUCACCAGAGGAGCCAGCUUCCGCCCCGAGCUCGAUGCUGAGUGAACAAAGCAUGGAAGGCGAAGGGCAGAAAGGAACUACUGAUAGUGUAGUUGACACAAGCACAAACGGGCGGUCGUCUUGCCCAUCUGGGGUGCACCAGGAGGAGGGCAAAGGCUCCGGUUCUGCUGUGACGAGGUCCUCUGGCGAACGAGACGAGUUGUGAUGUAGAUUAGCUUUUUAUCAGACAUAAGCUUGCAAGCCGAAGCUUAACCUUGUCCAAGGUUUUGACUCUUUUGAUUGUUUGCAGAGUUAAUAAUGAAAAACUGGUUGCUGUGUGCAAUGUUUGACAACCUUGGGCGUGACUUUGGAGUGUCAGGGGGUUGUUUGGUUCAGGGGUUGGUCUCCAUUCCAUCCUUGUUGUUGUUGCGAUGGCCGGCUGGCACCAAUCGGCACCUCUCGAGAAUUCCACGAGACAGUUUUAUAACUUUAUUGUUUGCUUGAAGAGUUUGCAGCAUGCACACUGGCCUGUUUUCAGUGCCAAUCAGUCGGUGUCUGAAGAGUGUGAUAAGGCUGCUUUUCGGUGUUUUUUACCCCCCGAGAAUUUGUGACAGUUUAGGUGAUCUGUUCCAACUUCGGGUUGCAGAAGUUGGAGAGGCAACUCGAUUAGUCUGCUUGCACAGCUCACGCCAGGUCGGAAUCAGUCGCGAAGGGAGCGCAAAGGGGGGUGCAAAGGGAGUUAGGCUGCAGCCCAUAGUGUUUGAGAGCAUUUGUGUCUUGACUGCUUAGGAUCGUGAAUCAGGUUAUGCUGGCAGGCAUUUACAUUCUUUGUUCCAUUGAGCUCUUCUUAUUAUGCAACCGUUUAUGUCAGCAGAUAUUUACAUCAACUCUCAGACCGUAGAUGGGUAUUGUUUUUUUUUUUUUAGUAAGAAUAGCCAGGGCAAUUUGGUAAGGUAGAGGGUCAGAGAGAUGAUGGUCUCGGUGAAAUUUUGCAGAGGAAUUAAGUGUCCGUGCACAAGUCAUAUAUGGUAGAAAGAAUCCUGCCUUGGUUAAUGUCAGACUUGCCUUGACAACGUUCGGCCAGGAAUGCUCCAACAUCAUUAGCAUGAGUCUCCUGGAGAACACUCAAAGCCUCUAGGACUUGGGGGAGGAAACAGGUCUGUCCAGCAUGCAAGGGCAGAGUGAGCAUUCCCAGCAGAUUACGCAGUCCUGUAUAUCUCGGAAAUUGACGUCAGACUAAUCUUCGUUGCGAUGAUAUCCGCAUCUCUUGACUCCUUUUUUUCCCCUCUUCCUUUUGUUCUUUGUAUGUAUGCCUCUGUUUGUGUGUGUGUGUGUGUGUGUGUGUGUGUGUGUUUGUGUGUGUGUGUGUGUGUGUGUGUGUGUGUGUGNNGAGAGAGAGAGAGAGAGAGAGAGAGAGAGAGAGAGAGAGAGAGAGAGAGAGAUGUGAGGCUGAUCGCUGAUCAUUUUUGGUGGUGUCUGUACGACAGGUCUUUUCUCUUCUCUGUUAAAGCCACAAAGCUGGGCAUUUGUUGACAUUGGGGGCCUGUGGCAGACAGAUGGGUGGAUCUCAGGAUUGCCUGUGCGUUUGGAAAUACGAUAAAAAUUCAUCAAAUGA